Messenger RNA from Danio aesculapii, 2393 nucleotides. It is a transcript of the gene tmem236, whose product is annotated as transmembrane protein 236. The record is from RefSeq and is a predicted model, not a curated record. NCBI's taxonomy places the organism in Eukaryota, Metazoa, Chordata, Actinopteri, Cypriniformes, Danionidae. The coding region runs from base 57 to 1109 and encodes 350 amino acids. The transcript is spliced from 4 exons.
UGAAUUCAGGGACCGUUCACUAGUAGCAGGAUUUACUGAAGAUUCACACUGUCAAAAUGCUUUCUGGAAAGACUGUGAAACUCAUUGUAUAUGAGCUUUUGCAGUUCGCAUGUCUCUGUAUUCCUGUGUUUGUAGUUAUGGAGCGCUUUGCUUCUGUCAUUCGGUUUGUGAAGUCUAGUGAUACUGCCUAUUGGCUGGUGGUGGCGGCGUCUGUGGCCUAUGCAGCGUCUGUAACUCUGUUUGUGUGGGUUCCAUUGAAGUACUUCAUGUUAAAGACUCAACGCUUCUCAGAAGUGACCAACUGGAGACCUGUUACACUCGCAUAUGUGAUUCUCAGCACUUUACCGUGCUUCGCUAUCAUCAUAGCCAGCUCAAAGGUCCAGGUUGAUGCUGCUGUUCGGUUUGACCGCUUAACAGAGCUCCCCGUCUCACUGGUCCUGUUCUCCCUCAUCUGUGUGGACAUAGUGGAAAGAAUUCGCCCUCUCCGCUUAACAGGAAAAGCGAGUGGAUUAGAUUUGGAUUUGGAGAUGCCAGGUCCAGUUCUGACUCAUUUGGAGCAGGUCACAUCAAUUUCUGGACAUCUACAGGCAAACGGACAGGACGGCGAUGCAUCUUUCAGAUCGCCGGUCUCAAACGGGUCACUGUCGGGCCGUUGGGGAGAUGCAGGAACAUAUGGGCUGCCCCGCACCAGCAGCUCGGCAUACCUCUACUCUCAUUCUCACUCAGGCUUGCUUAGCUUUCUCUGGAAACGAGACCCUCGGCAUGACCUCUUUGUCUCCAGCUUCAUGUUCUGGUUGGACACUGUGGAAAUGGUGAGGGUGGCUGGCACCAAUUCGGUGUAUUACUCAGGAUGGGUGUUUCCAAUAUACAUACUGGCUUAUUUGUCCCUCCUGCGUGUAGUAAUAACUCCAGACAGUCCAUUGCUGGCUUCGUCAAGCAUCCUUUCUCAAGAUUUGCCCUUUCUGGUGGUGCGCAUUUGCCUGCUGGCGGUUUUUGGAUAUGUUACUCCAGUGCUGUACAUACUAAAGAACAUUCUCGCCAGCAUAUCUUUUGUGUACUUUGUCUUUAUGACUAAACUGAAGCUGCUGAACAGAGGAAGCAUGUUUUGAGGGAUUGGGGAAAAAUAGCAGAUUUACAUUGUAUUUGUAAAUGUAAAUGCGUUUUAAAUGAAUGUGCAUAUUUCACGAUUUAUAUUUUUACAGAUGACCUGCUAAACUAUACAUCUGACAAAGGUCUUGUUGCCAAUCCAAGUUUUAGGAAAAACAAAUAAUAACUUGACUUCAAGUUGAUCAUUUGGUAUCAUAAGUGGCUUACAGUAUGUGAAAGGCAAAGGCCCCUAGAUUACACGUAUUUUACCAAAAUAAAAUAUGAUCAUGCCUUGAUUUUUAAUUAUUUAAUUAGGACAGUAAGGUCUGACUUGCUUAGACACAAGUCUUGUCACUUAACAGAAAUAAUGUACAGUAUAGAAUAUUAAGUCAUGGUACAGUGGAAAAAGAAGUAAUAUUGUGUAUGACUCCCAUGAGCUUGGACGACUGCAUCCAUACAUCUCUGCAAUGACUCAAAUAAUAAAUCAAUAAAGUCAUCUGGAAUGGCAAAGAAAGCAUUCUUGCAGGACUCCCAGAGUUCAUCAAGAUUCUUUGGAUUCAUCUUCAAUGCCUCCUCCUUCAACUUACCUCAGACAUGCUCAAUAAUGUUCAUUUCUGGUGACUGGGCUGGCCAAUUCUGUAGCACCUUGACCUUCUUUGCUUUCAGAAACUUUGAUGUGGAUGCUGAAGAAUGCCAUCCACUCUGCAGAUCUCCCAUACGCCACAUACUGAAUGUAACCCCAAACCAUGAUUCUCCCUUCACCAAACUUGACUGAUUUCUGUUAGAAUCUUGGGUCCAUGUCCAUGCGGGUUCCAAUAGGUCUCUGCAGUAUCUGAAUCUGAAUCAUGAUUUCAGAUGAUUCAUUAGAAAAACCUUCUGCCACAUUUCCAAAUGAUCAACUAGAAGUCAAGUUGUUAUUUAUUGCUCUUACAACUGGAAUCAACGACAAGACUUUUGUCAGGUAGUGUACACAUAUAUGAAUUUAUAAUGUUCUGUUAAUAUUUAUUGAACAAUAUGUUAACACUUUACCUGAAGCUUUAUAAAGGUAUUGUUAAUGCGUUAUGAUGCAUGCAUACAUAAUUCCUUAUAAACAACCUUGUAAUGCGUUGUAUCAUCAUAAAAAUGGUUAAACAAGUAUUUUAAUGCAUUAUAAUGCACACAUAAUGCAUUAAUGCAUGCAUAACUGGUGUUGAGUAUGUUUAGACACAAUAUAUUUAGCAGGAUAAGAACAAAAGUAAGCAAUAGAUUACAGAUUUAAAAUUAAAAAUAACAAUUAGAAGCACAUAAACUACUAAUAAAACUUUGAA